Acanthaster planci (crown-of-thorns starfish) is the source of this 1844-nucleotide messenger RNA. Its product is annotated as palmitoyltransferase ZDHHC4-like. Lineage: Eukaryota; Metazoa; Echinodermata; Asteroidea; Valvatida; Acanthasteridae. The record is from RefSeq and is a predicted model, not a curated record. Gene Ontology annotation, biological process: peptidyl-L-cysteine S-palmitoylation; protein targeting to membrane. Gene Ontology annotation, cellular component: endoplasmic reticulum; Golgi apparatus. Gene Ontology annotation, molecular function: protein-cysteine S-palmitoyltransferase activity.
GCCUACAAGCAACUAUUCAAGAUGUGGCACACGUUUUUAUGCACGUUGACGUGCAAACCUACAGCUACUUUAAAGUUGGGCGGCGGCGGCAUGGAUCUCAUUUCCUGAAUUCCCCGAUCUCUGUCGAUGGAGGGCGCACUAAUUUCAGCAACUUUUAAAGUUCGUGUACGUACACAUGUAUGUGUACGUACAUGUACGUGCACGUGUACGUGUUGCGUUGGCCACAUGCACACUGCAUGCAGUACACGUCUGCGGUGUUACUCCGUCAUUAAACGUUUCCAUCUGUUGUCACGUCACACACUUCGCUAGCACACAAACCUACUGUAGUCUUGCUCCCAGCUGAAACCCCUGACUACAGUGGCGUCAAUCUGUGUUGGAAAUUGAGGGGAAAGGAUGUGGCAUGGCUCGAUAGCUCUUUACAGGCAAGCAUUUAGACCCAAUGGCAGAUUUCCUUACGUUAGUUGCUGCUUACAUGGUGUUCUUCACGUUGGCAAGCUACAUCAUUCUGUGUGGGGAUAGUGAAUUUCACCGCCAUGGCGUUGUAGGGAAGUUACGAAGGGGACUUGUACAGAUUAUAGCAUUCCUAUUUUACCGCUGUUUUCCUCGGCGUUUGCAGGAUCUUAUUGGUGACGUCAUCACAUACAUCUUUUAUAAAAGGCCGGGAAUCGAACCCGGUACCACAGAGUGGAAGGUGAGCACAGAACCAUUAUGCCAACCGGACUCCCAAAUGUCAUCUUUACUCCUGCGCGUGUAUAUCUGUCUGGCUUGCCCACCAGCUUAUUGCGACCACUGCGUCUAUCGCUUUGACCACCACUGCUCCUGGGUCAACAACUGUAUCGGGGGACGCAACGCUCGCUAUUUCCUCCUCCUGCUUGCUAGCAUCACGCUCCUGACCAUGUACAUGUCGUACGUCAUCGGCCGCGUCCUGCAGGGAAUUGCAGCCAGGUCUGGCAUUUGGCAGGCAGGUUACAUAGGGAAGGACGGACAAUAUCAUCAGGUCAACUCACGCAUUGUCUUCCAGCACCUGUUCAUGCAAUUACCGGCGCCGGUUUUCCUCCUGACUUCCCUCCUUCUUCUGGGCGUCCUCGUUUACCUCUUCCUGUCCUACCAUCUCUUCCUCCUCCUCUCCAACCAGACCACCAACGAGAGGUACAAGUGGUCCAGGGUCGAGGUCGGAGUCGCCAAAUCGAAAGGGUUCAGGCCGUCGAAGAGGAAAAACGAAGGGGGAUGUGGUCACAGGGGAGAGGCCUUAUCACAUCAAAGAGACUGUCUCGUGCCCGGAAGGGCCUUUGACAGGGGAUUCGUGCAAAAUAUAUCAGAGGUUAUUUUCCCACCUUUAUGAUGUCAUGUUAGCUCAGCUACAUGUAAUGCCGUUACACAUAUCUCAUGCCAUCUGUUUAGAGUUUCACUUGUGUUUGAUUUGUCAGUAGUUUGUUUCUGUCAGAGACUUUGAUCAAGCUCUAAGAGACUGAAUAACAUUCAACAGAUAACCCACAUAUGUGAGCACAGAAAGUAGAUGCAAAGUAAUGCGUGAAAAUGCCAUGACCAGCACGUCCCACCCCUUUUGUUGGGGUGGGGGGUGGGAACAGUUUCCUUUCCUGGAGUGCUCAGGGAAAGUUUGUCCCAACUUACGGGAAUUUCCCACAUUGAAGUACUACUAAACCAGAACGCAAGGUGUUUUAUGCUUUGUAAUGCUUGGUUCAUUACAAUAUGUGACCACUCUGUUUAAAAGGGUAUUAUGGGACACAGUGUAAUUUCACACUGAGGGCUUAAUGUGGACAGGGUGAUUUUUUUACUGCUUGGUUUAUUGGCUUCUAUUUUAUCAGUUCACAAUUCAUACAAGA